CCCAAAUCGAGAAAAAUCAUAAUACUUCCAUACUACUACUUCCUAAAUUACUACCUAAUUCAACUCCUCUCUCCCCCAAAAAAAAGUUGCGAGAGAGAUCCUGGCCAUCCCAAGAGGGUCUGGACUCAUCUGGGAGGCUUCCAAUCCCUCCCUCCAUCUUUCCAUCCCCGCCCAGUUUCAACCUCUCGAUGGGCCAUGAACUCCCUAAACUAACCUGCAACUACUGCUUCUCCUUCUGACGGAUCUUUUGUUCGCUCAUGCUCGUUCCAUCCACCAUUCGUACCUUACCCAUUUUCUCCCCUUCCCUUUUCUGCCUUCCCUCCCCUCCCCUCCUCUUGCUUUCUGCUUUCCUCCUAAUCCAUUCUCACCUUAGUUUCAUCCUUGACCCUCUCCGGACCUUUCGACCAACCCGGGUGUGGGGAUGGUGGAUGCUCCAUUUAAUUGAUAACCUCUUCCCACCUCAUCUGCCUCCUCGUUCUUUAUCGUUAUCGUCAUCUUCCUUGUCAACAUCCAUCUGGCACUUCCCAUUGUUCUCUUACUCCACCGCGCCUUCAUAUAUCUCCUCCCCCCAUCUGUCUCUCUCUCUCUCUCUUACCUACUCUCUCCUCCUCCCUCUUCAUCAUCUCAUCUCAUCUCAUUCAACAACUUUCCCUUCCCAUACUAUUUUACCUCUCACCACCCUUCUAUCUUAUCUGUACCGGCCUUGCUCCCUUCUGCCGUGUACUCCUCUUUCUACACUUCACUGCCUGCCCCGCUGAUCUCAGUGUCUAUCGGGCUAUUCUCUAACUACUCCCUACUACUCUCUAUCUCUAUAUUCCAAGAUCCUCUCCAAUCCCCUGAAGU
This is a messenger RNA of Aspergillus eucalypticola CBS 122712, 843 nucleotides long. RefSeq lists its product as uncharacterized. Bases 258 to 758 code for a protein of 166 amino acids. The transcript has 2 exons. NCBI's taxonomy places the organism in Eukaryota, Fungi, Ascomycota, Eurotiomycetes, Eurotiales, Aspergillaceae. The record is from RefSeq and is a predicted model, not a curated record.